ACGGAUUCCAUAUCAGACAGAUAAGAUCAGAGAUAAAGGGUAUCGCAAAAGAGACACCAUGUCAGGUGAUCUAAGUAACAACGCCGAGCCUGAGAGUGAGAUUUCCACCAUCUAUGGCAGUGGAGGUGCUGAAGGGUUAAGCGAUGAUAAAGAAACUCAAGCAUUUGUUACAGAAUUCCAAAAUUCUUCAUCAGAUGCUGCGGUAAAGAAGAUUAAAGAAGACAUUGAGACUUUGGAUCAUGUGACACUCAACAUAGCUGUAACUGGAAAUACAGGGGCAGGAAAGUCCACCUUUGUGAACGCCAUACGGGGUCUGAGUAACGAUGAAACGGGAGCAGCUGAAACAGGAGUGACGGAGACCACAACAACACCGACACAUUACUCUCAUCCCACAAUGCCAAAUGUCACAAUAUGGGAUCUGCCAGGUAUCGGUACUCCCAACUUUAAAGCAAAGACAUAUCUGUCUGAUGUCCACUUUGAACGCUAUGAUUUCUUCAUCAUUCUCACCUCAGAGAGAUUCAAAGAGAAUGACAUCAAUCUGGCCAAAGCAAUCAAGAACAAGAAACGACUGUUUUAUUUCAUUCGCUCAAAGAUCGACAAUGACAUCAAUGCAGAAAACAGAAGAAGAGACUUCAACAAGGAGAGGCUGUUAUCUAAGAUCAGAGACGACUGUGAGAAGAACUUGAAUAGUGUUGGAAAGCCACAGGUUUUUCUGAUUUCCUCCUUUCAUUUGGACGAGUAUGAUUUCAACACAUUCAUGGACACCCUUGAGAAAGAACUCCCAGAAAAAAAGAAGCAUGCCCUCAUCCUUUCUCUACCAGUCUACUCCUUAGAGGCACUGCAGAGGAAGAAGAGACAUCUACAGAAGAUGAUCUGGCUCACAGCCUUUGGCUCUGGUGCAAUAGCUGCGGUUGCUGUCCCAGGUCUUACACUGGCAUGUGAUUAUGGAAUCAUAAUGUCAUUUCUAGAAAGCAUUUUCAGAUCUUUUGGUCUUGAGGAUGCAUCUUUGCAGAGGCUUGCAACAAGAGUGAGACUGAACUGGAAGGACCUAAAAGCUGAAAUGAAAUCGAGGUUCAAUGAUGGAGUCACAGGUGAUGCAGUAAAAUCUUUGUUGGCAACGCCUUCAAUGGCCUCCAUCUUGACACUCAAGGGGCUCAUGAGUGGUAUAAUCCCAUUCAUGCAGCUACCAGCUGGAGCCAUUUCAGUGGCUGUCAUCCACUAUCUGCUCAACAAAGGCCUAAAGGAAAUGGAAAAUGAUGCAAAAUCGGUGCUGGAAAAAGCAAGACUGCACCAAGUGUAGAUUUCAGAACUGAGGUUGCUGUAUCUGAGCACAGAGAACCGAUGAGUAUACAGUACAGUAUGUAAGAUAGACUACAUUGUAAAGACUGCCUCCAAGCAAAGCGCACUGCAAAAAUGUGUUUUGUGGACUAUAAUUUGUUGUAUUAUAGUGUAUUCUUGUUCUAAAGAUCAAACCCUGUUCAUGAAAGUGUGUGAUCAUAAAUGAUCAAAUACUGUAUGCAUUAGUUACUUCUGGGACAGUAAGGCUAUACUAGGCACAAUGAAGAUGAAUAACAAUGUCUGUUUUCUCCUUACCCUUAACAUGGUAGGAUCAAUCAUAUGUGUUUUCAGAAUGUAACAGCAAUAC
This is a messenger RNA of Sardina pilchardus (European sardine), 1645 nucleotides long. Its product is annotated as interferon-inducible GTPase 5-like. The record is from RefSeq and is a predicted model, not a curated record. Bases 59 to 1300 code for a protein of 413 amino acids. NCBI's taxonomy places the organism in Eukaryota, Metazoa, Chordata, Actinopteri, Clupeiformes, Clupeidae. The transcript has 2 exons. Gene Ontology annotation, cellular component: membrane. Gene Ontology annotation, molecular function: GTP binding.